Molecule: messenger RNA, 1095 nt
Organism: Podospora anserina S mat+
Lineage: Eukaryota; Fungi; Ascomycota; Sordariomycetes; Sordariales; Podosporaceae
Exons: 4
Coding region: 1-1095 (364 amino acids)
Biological process (GO): cell wall mannoprotein biosynthetic process; GDP-mannose biosynthetic process
Cellular component (GO): cytoplasm
Molecular function (GO): mannose-1-phosphate guanylyltransferase (GTP) activity; GTP binding
Source: RefSeq, a predicted model, not a curated record
AUGAAGGCCCUAAUUCUCGUCGGCGGCUUUGGCACUCGCCUUCGCCCUCUCACUCUGACCCUCCCCAAGCCUCUGGUCGAGUUCGGCAAUAAGCGGAUGAUCCUGCACCAGAUCGAGGCCCUUGCAGCUGCUGGUGUUACCGACAUUGUAUUGGCUGUCAACUACCGCCCCGAGAUUAUGGAGAAGUACCUGGCCGAGUACGAAAAAGAAUUCGGCAUCAACAUCACCAUCUCGAUCGAAUCCGAGCCCCUCGGCACGGCCGGCCCGCUCAAGCUCGCCGAGGAGGUGCUCCGUAAGGACGACACCCCCUUUUUCGUGCUCAACUCGGACGUGACGUGCGAUUACCCCUUCAAGGAGCUCGCCGCCUUCCACAAGUCGCACGGCGACGAGGGGACCAUUGUCGUGACCAAGGUGGAGGAGCCCUCCAAGUACGGCGUCGUGGUUCACAAGCCGGGGCACCCGACCAAGAUUGACCGCUUCGUCGAGAAGCCGGUCGAGUUUGUGGGCAACAGGAUCAACGCGGGCAUGUACAUUCUCAACACGUCGGUCCUUGACCGCAUCGAGCUGAGGCCCACCUCGAUCGAGCAGGAGACCUUCCCCGCCAUGGUGAAGGACGGGCAGCUGCACUCUUUUGACCUGGAGGGCUUUUGGAUGGACGUCGGGCAGCCAAAGGAUUUCUUGACGGGGACGUGCCUGUACCUGUCGAGCCUGGCGAAGAAGCAGAGCAAGCUGCUGACCCCGACGACGGAGCCGUUUGUGUACGGGGGGAACGUGCUGAUUGACCCGAGCGCCAAGAUUGGGAAGAACUGCAGAAUAGGGCCCAACGUGACGAUUGGGCCGGAUGUGGUGGUGGGGGAUGGGGUGAGGCUGCAGAGGUGUGUGCUGCUCUCGGGGGCCAAGGUGAAGGAUCACGCUUGGGUGAAGAGCACGAUUGUGGGGUGGAACAGUGUGGUGGGGAGGUGGGCGAGGUUGGAGAAUGUGACGGUGUUGGGGGAUGAUGUGACGAUUAGUGAUGAGGUUUAUGUUAAUGGGGGGAGUGUGCUGCCUCACAAGACGAUCAAGGCGAAUGUGGAUGUGCCGGCUAUUAUUAUGUAA